Gigantopelta aegis is the source of this 2541-nucleotide messenger RNA. RefSeq lists its product as uncharacterized. The record is from RefSeq and is a predicted model, not a curated record. The transcript is spliced from 3 exons. NCBI's taxonomy places the organism in Eukaryota, Metazoa, Mollusca, Gastropoda, Neomphalida, Peltospiridae. Bases 162 to 770 code for a protein of 202 amino acids.
GUCUGACAAGACUGGCUAUUAGCCGUCGUUUGUGGCCCUGUCACACAGCUAUGAAACCUUCCGCCAGAAGGAUACUCCGGAGUUUAGCGCUCGCGCUGGCGCCGUCACGCGCAGUCAUCGUCCGUGAACGUGACGGGUUUAGCGCACCAUGACGUGGUGCUAUGGAAAUUACUGGAAAACCCAAACGAGUGCAGUUUUCCAUUAGUCUUCCGGACUACGGUAAUGUGAGCCAGUUGAAGGGGAUUUUGAAGACCAAGAGCACUCCACUGAUGUUCCAGAGUGGGGUAGAGGAAGAGGAGAAGGUGGAGAGGGUGAACAUUUUAGGGAAGAAACGCGAGAGUGUCAAAAUGACGGACCUGCAGACGGGGGUUUAUCCUGGGACGUCCACGACUGUUUUGUCGUCUAUCGAGGCUGUACCGAACCAUGAGCAGAACGGACCAACGAAACAAUCUUCCCAAGAAUACGAAAACCCGGCUUUCGUUGAGGACGAGUUUGACUCUAAAGAAGAUCUGAAACAUUUGUCUGACGUCGUGGAGCAAAUCAUCGGCGAGUCGACAUCGAUGGACAUCCACACGGACACACACCCGUUCGGACGCAGCACGCUGUCUGACCGCAUCUUCGGGGACAACACCAAGAAGAUGGCGGUGGAGUCGAGCGUUCUCGUUAUAUGGGUCCUGUUCGCCGUCUGCCUGGUGGGCAUGGCGGGCGGCAUCAUAUUUCUGGCAGAAACCUAUGCUAAUCGGGCGACAAACCUAACCUCGACCAAUUGAUAUUUGUUUAUAAACAACAGCAGCAUCAAUCGCAGUAGAACCACUGGGAACAAGUACAUGGAUGUUUUGUGGUCUGAGUUGAUACCUUGUAGGACGCCACAAGUAAUGUAGGACGUCAAAUGCAUCACAAGUAAUGUAGGACAUCAAACGCAUCACAAGUAAUGUAGAACGUCAAACGCAUCACAAAUAAUCGGCAGCACUUGGCAAUGUUUGUAAACUGCAGCAACAAUGGCAGCAGCAGUAGCAGCAGCAGCAGCAGCAGCAGCAGCAGAAGAAGAAGCAGCAACAACACUAUAUAGAGUAACAGAAGCAACAACAGACUUUAUACUUUGCAUGCUCUGUGCUGUGUAAAUGCAAGACCCAUAUGAACUAGAUUGUGUCGGGAAUGUGUGUGUGUGUGUGUCUGUGUGUGUGUGUGUAUGCGUGCGUGCGUGUGUGCGUGCGUGCGUACGUGCGUGUGAGGUUCUCGCAGGCCCCCACUUGAGGAUGAAAAUAUAUAGGUUUUUGUGCCCUGUUAUAUAUAAAUAAAGAUGAUCUAAAGACUGUUCCCUUCACUUCAGAUAUCGUUCACACGUAGCCUGUAAGUGUUGUAGGACAACAAACGAAGCACAGCUGAUCAACAGCCCUACAACGACAGAAGCAGCCGCAGCAACAGCUGCAGCAGCAGCAGCAGCAGCAGCAGCAGCAGCAACAACAACAAUAUCAGAAGUAACAUCAACAACAAAUCAAACCAAAACAAGUUGCCUAGCUAGGUGUUGGCAACAAAUGUGAUAACGAGAAUGAAUGUAACAACAUAGUUGUUUUGUACUUUGUGAAUCUUAUAGGAUGACGAACAUGCUAGCUUUCAGCAUUCACAUAACAGACUGCGGAAGCAGUAAGCGGAAACGAAAAAAAAAAAUUUAAUAGAUGUUCUGUUGACUAAAUAUGUGCUAUCAUGAACGACAACAGAGGCACCACAACUGAUCACAAGCAUGCACUGAUGUUUGUAAACGUCUUCAUCAGCAGCUUUGGGAGCAAAAACACAGGUAGCACUAUACCAAAUUACAUCCUGCCGGCUCAAAGUUCGACUUUUGAUAGCGCAGUGAAUACUACCAGUCUUACACGUGGUGAUAAAUGAGAGAUAGUGUUCGUUGGCAAAGCAAAACGUUUUUAUUUGUAGCACAUGCUCUAUGUCGUCUGCUGCUGACUCCUUGCCGUUUGUCACACUACAUUCAGUGCGUUUCUUUUUUGACUGGUGUCAUACUCGCCACACUCAGGCCCAGGCCCAGUCUAGACUCAAGACGCUCAUAGAGUCUGAGACUUUAACGUCAUGGCAACACCAUACAAAUUGUAUGUGUGUGACGUCAUUAGACAUCGAGUCUCGACUCAAAAAGUUUUAUAUGCACGGGCCCUGAUCCAUUGUUUUGAACCUAAUGGUAUUAAAGCUGCAAACGAACUGGAAAAGGGACUGCAAUGGUCUCGAUGCUCAAUGGAAAUUUUAGCCAGUUCAAUGGGGCUGGAGACAGUAAAUUGUGUAUCAAUGUUUCUUUCGAAGGAAGUAAUUCGGUGUGUUGAAUAAUUACAUUCUGUUGAAAGACUCCGGGAUGCCCCAAAUUAAAAUGUGGACCGAUUGUGCCUUUGAAAUGGGAUUUCAAACUAGCAAAAGGAAGACUUUCACAUACGAUAGAACGGUGAACCUAUAUAUAAAUGACACUUCAGAGAAUAUUUCUCAGGUGUUUUGUAAAAAUAGGUGGCUAUGGUAAAUGGUUGUUAUACAAGGUGACGCUUUAAA